Molecule: messenger RNA, 5467 nt
Organism: Salmo salar (Atlantic salmon)
Lineage: Eukaryota; Metazoa; Chordata; Actinopteri; Salmoniformes; Salmonidae
Product: SLIT-ROBO Rho GTPase-activating protein 1
Biological process (GO): signal transduction
Molecular function (GO): protein binding
Source: RefSeq, a predicted model, not a curated record
CCUUUCCCAUGGCAUGCUGGAGCGGAGUAGAGUUGACCAUAGUUUGUAUGAAAGGUUACUACAGUGUUAGAUCACAGACACAUACUGUACAUAGUACUCACGCAAACACCCCGGGAGAGACUUGUACACGAGAAACUCCGGCGAACGAGAGACCAGGGUGUGCUCCGCUGGAAAACCUAGUGGGCGUGCACCCCUCUCUUACCGCAGCCCGGUGUGUGUGUAGGCUACUGCCGCUGCCUCUCCUGCGCUCAUUGAGAUCGCUAAUGAGAAAUUGUUUCAACCUGCUUCCCAGUUGACAGCUCACAGAGAACCCGAACUUAGCAUGGCUCAGGCAGUCACUGGUGGCUCAAUGGAGAGGGUGAUUCUGGAUGAUUGAGCGUUUUAUCCGCCAUCCCUUGGGGAGGAAUAAUACAUUCUGUUGUUGCGGCAGUGAGUGGAUCUAUUCCCUAGUAUGUAACCUGUGGUUUGGGAGAGCGCCUCCGGCAUCGUAGACGCGCGGUGGAGCGGAAUAAUCAAGGUUUGGACCGUUAUCUGAUUGACCAUCGUUAGUGCGCCGACAUGUCGAACCUGGUCAGGAGCAAGAAGGACAAAGAGAUAAUUGCAGAGUAUGAAAGCCAGGUGAAAGAUGUGCGAGCCCAGCUGGUGGAGCAGCAGCGGUGUCUGGAACAGCAGACCGAGAUGAGGGUGCAGCUGCUGCAGGACCUGCAGGACUUCUUCAGGAAGAAGGCUGAGAUCGAGACAGAGUACUCCAGGAACCUGGAGAAACUAGCUGAGAGGUUCAUGGCCAAGACACGCAGCACCAAGGACCACCAGCAGUACAAAAAGGACCAGAACUUGCUGUCUCCAGUUAACUGCUGGUACCUGCUGCUGAACCAGGUGAGGAGGGAGAGUAAGGACCACGCCACCCUCAGUGACCUCUACCUGAACAACGUCAUCACCCGCCUCACGCACAUCAGCGACGACUCCGCCCGCCUGCUUAAAAGAAGUAAAGAGAUCACCUUUCAGCUGCAGGAGGACUUGAUGAAGCUCCUUAAUGAACUCUACACCGUGAUGAAGACAUACCACAUGUACCAUGGGGAGACGCUGAACGCGGAGACCAAGCUGAGGGAUGCCGAGCGUCAGGUGGGGGUUGGCAAAGUGGGGCCUGGCGGGGGGGUGGAGCCGUUAUUCGGCAUGCGUAUAGAGGAACGCCACCAGAGACGCAACGCCGCCCGCAAGAUGGAAAAGAUGAGGGAGAAGAGGAAAGCUAAGUACUCUGAGAACAAGCUGAAGUCUCUGAAGGCCAGGAAUGAGUACCUGCUGACGAUGGAGGCCACCAACUCCUCUGUGUUCAAAUACUACAUCCACGACCUGCCCGAUAUCAUAGACUGUUGUGACCUGGGGUACCACUCCAGUCUGAGUCGUGCGUUGAAGACCUACCUGUCUGCAGAGCUGAGUCUGGAGGCCUCCAGGCGGACAGGGUUGGAAGUACUGGAGGGGGCCGUAGAGGGCCUAGAUCCUGCCCGAGACAGACAGCGCCUGCUGGGCCUCUACCCUACCGCCUUCUGCCCCCCGCCACGCUUCAGCUUCCAGCCCCACAUGGGGGACCCGGUGACCCAGAUAGCCGCCCAGCCACAGGUGCAGGCAGAGCUCACAUCUAGGCUGCAGCAGCUCCAGUCACGCCUCUCCACCCUGAAGAUAGAGAACGAGGAGGUGAAGAAGACAUGGGGGGCCACUCUCACCACCCUUCAGGACAUGACAGUGCUGGAUGACUAUGACGUUUCCCAGAGUUUCACGCACAGCCCCUCUUCAGAGUCAGUCAAGUCCAGCGUGUCGGACGGCUACCUAAACAAACCCAGCAUUGCCAAGCGCCGUGCCAACCAACAGGAGACUGAGCUCUUCUACUUCACGAAGUUCCGUGAGUAUCUGGAGGGCAGUAAUCUGAUCUCCAAGCUACAGGCCAAACACGACCUACUGAAGAAAGCCAUGGCCGAGGGGUAUAUAGCAGACACGCUGACUACCAGCCGUGGACGAAAGAACUCCCAUAGCAAACACCAGGAUUCGACUAAAGCCAUUCCUCUGCUGGUGGAGAGCUGCAUCCGUUACAUCAACCUCCAUGGUCUUCAGCACCAGGGCAUAUUUCGUGUGUCGGGGUCGCAGGUGGAGGUCAAUGACAUCAAGAACUCAUUUGAGAGAGGUAAUGACCCCCUGAUUGAUGAGGAGAAUAACCAUGACAUCAACUCGGUGGCCGGUGUACUGAAGCUCUACUUCCGGGGGCUGGAGAACCCCCUCUUUCCCAAGGAAAGGUUCAAUGACCUAAUUUCCUGUGUCCGUAUAGAGAGCCUGUAUGACAGAGCUCAGUAUAUUCGUAAGAUUCUACUGGGUGUUCCACGGGCGACUCUGGUCGUGAUGAGAUACCUGUUCGCCUUCCUGAACCACUUAUCCCAGUACAGCGAUGAGAACAUGAUGGAUGCUGGGAACCUGGCUAUCGUCUUCGGCCCCACCCUGCUGCCCACGCCCGACGCCCUGGACCAGGUGGCCUGCCAGGCGCAUGUUAAUGAGGUCAUCAAGACGGUCAUCCUGCACCACGACAUCUUCCCCGACCCCCCGGAGCUGCCUGGGCCCGUCUAUGAGAAGUGCAUGACUGGAGACCAGUACUGCGAGAGUCCGUUCAGCGAGCCGGGUGGGGAGGCGGAGCCCGACGGCGGCACAGAGACUCAGACCAGUGAGGAGGAGGGGGAAGCAGUUGAAGCGGUGGCCAGGUUUGACUAUACAGGCCGGUCAGGGCGGGAGCUCUCCUUUAAGAAGGGAGUGACCCUGCAGCUGUUCCAGCGUGCGUCACAUGACUGGUGGGAGGGGCGACUCAACGGCACCCAUGGCCUGGUGCCUCACCAGUACAUAACACUGAAGGACAGGCCUGACUCUGCAUCGACAGUGGACAGCGACAGUGGGAGCACUAGCAAUGACGACAAGAAAGCCAGAAGUGAGCUGAGCUCUCCUACUGACAGACAGCCAGAAACCUACAACAGCAGCCACCGCAGGAAGCGGACUGACAUUUUCCGCCGCCCCCUCGGUCGCUCUAAAGACCAUGGUAACGUGGGUGUGUUGGAGAGGAACUCGCCGCCCGUCACUGGUCACUUCAGCCCGCGGGAGCUCCUUCUGGGGCGGGGCACUGGCUUAACCCCGCCUCUCGACAGCCCCGAGCGUCGUCGCCGUUCCACUGCCGCGGUAACAGUUACCGUGAGCCGCCACGAUUCUCUGCGUCGGCCUGAAGACACGCCCAUCCGGCGCUCCAGCAGCGGGCAACACGGCUUCAGCUCCAGAACCCUGGACCCAGACACACUGGCACAGGACAUAGAGGAGAGUGUGAGUGUGGCUCUGGGGCAGCUGAAGCAGAUGGAGCGUGGGGGCUGCAGACCGGCUCCUGACGUGGUCCUGGACACUCUGGAGCAGGUUAAGAACAGCCCAAUCACAGCCUGCUCCUCUGAGUCACCCAGCCCCCACAGCACCCCCUCCACCCCAGGGACUCCUGGUACACCAAGUCCCCUCAGCCCUCUGAGCCCCCUCAUUCCCCUCCCUGGCCCCCCUCCCGCACCACUCCGAUCCACCAACCCCUCCCCCGACACCCUGGGCUCCUUCAAGCCCGUUUUGGGGACUCCACUCCGUAUGGGGGCUCCACUUCGCCCCCCAGCCCUGAGGCCCAAACCCCUGGUGCCCCCCAAGAGCAACACCCCCCCUCUGCCCCCGCUGCUGGACAAGUCCUGCACCAUGUGAUGAGCCAAACCAGGCCAACCCGGGCCAAAAUAAAGAAUAGGAGAACAGGGUACCUGCUUACUGUUUAGAAACCUGAACAUGGGUAGAAAGCGGUAGGACAGAUCUGAAACUAAAAGGGUUUUAUGUAGUAAUACAAAAUAAUACAUGAUAUACCAUGAUAUUUAUGUGUGUUGUCAGGUUGGUGUGUACUCUUGUUGGUGUAUAGGAGUUAACUUUCUCCAUGUAUCGAAGCAUUUAUCAAAGGGUAGCUAUGUAAAAUGGGACUGCUGAAUGGGAGAAGUACAAGAAAAAAAGUAUAAGCUAAAGAAAGCAGAACCCUAUCCUGUAAAAGAGAUGUAGUCACAGAUGUGUGGGAAGUGUAGUUCUCCAGUGAAAUGUAGUUUCAGUGACGUGAACGUUGAUUAUGUAAUGACAAUAGGCUCUUCAGCUAAUGAAGGUCUAUCACCAAAAGGCUGCUGUAUUCUUAGUGUAGUUCAAUUGGCUGCUGUAUCUACAAGUGAUUUUCAUUGGCGAAGCAAAAAGAAAGGGACAAUGCGGAGUGAGGAGGUGCCUGAUGGGUAAAGGGAGGCUCACACAGUGUGGAAACAAGGGAGGAUGUCUGAUCUUUUUUAUUUCACUUGGUUCCGCUGCUAAGCUCACUAAUGCCUCAACCAAAGCCUCUCGAGGCAUUGGUGACAAAACUCACAUUCUAUUUAACCAAUGUUCAGCUAUUUUAAUGAAUGUUCCAGUGUUUAAUUACGACUGUUCAGCUCUCUAUUGAAUGUUCAGUGGGCACUAAUGUCACAGGGCCGGCGGUGGCGUUAACCCUCACUACUAGAAAACAGCCUUCUCUUGUGUUCGACCGAUACACACACUCAGGCCAGGGGAAAUCAUUUGGAGGUACAGUGGGUUAGGAGUUUGUAGAGUUCGUUUCCCUCAGCCUGGGUAUGUGUGAUUUCUUUCCCCCUUGCCCUGUUUGUGUGUUUCCUCUGCCUGCCCUCGUUCUGUUCCUUUGUAAGUGCGAUGGUGAAUAAAAUGGAUUAUUCAUGUCUGCCUUUAGUACCAGAACAUGUGCAGGACAGGGGUGCGUGUGUGCUGGCACUUAGUUUGUGUGGGAAUAUAGUGUGUCUGUUUGUUACACUGAAGUCACUAAAUAACCUUAAGUUCACAGUAAGCAAACCGGGUGGGGCUCUUGGGUGUAAAUGCCCAAAAUACACUUGAACAACGGCACACUGAAUGUGUCCUUUACUGGGUUGGGAACUAUUGUGUGUGUGUGUUUGAGGAGUCCUGGGGAUGUGUGUCUCCAAGAAUGGGCUAUGGGUGUGCAUUGGUUUGUGUGUGUCAAUGUGAAAGUGCCUUUUUUUACCCGUCUUUGUGGGGAGUUGUAAUCCACUCACGCAUGUCCUGAACGAAGAGCAGCAGCACUUAGAAUGAAAUAAUCAAAAUGUUUUAGUAGAAGACUGAAUUAUGAAUCCUAGAGUUAAUCUAUUGUGACAUUGCACUUUGAUGUAUAGGGAAAAUUGUGUACUUGGCAUGUAACAUGUGAACAGGUGCAUUUUAAGGGAUGUUGGCUUCUCUCUGAAUGUGUCUGAUAAUUAAAGGAAAUGGUUUUGUCUGUUAGUGUUGCUGUAUCUGAAACUCCUGAGCUUCCUAAAGAUGAGCUCUUAUAGCCAAAUGCAUAGUAUCGAUGUUGUAUUUAUAUUAUAAAUAAAAAAAGGGAAGAAAUUAACAAGUG